This is a messenger RNA of Phialemonium atrogriseum, 629 nucleotides long. RefSeq lists its product as uncharacterized. The transcript is spliced from 3 exons. Bases 169 to 543 code for a protein of 124 amino acids. NCBI's taxonomy places the organism in Eukaryota, Fungi, Ascomycota, Sordariomycetes, Cephalothecales, Cephalothecaceae. The record is from RefSeq and is a predicted model, not a curated record.
GGCACUAUCGAGCGGAGUUUGGGGGCCGGCCAGCAUCGCUGCAACACGACCAAAACAGCGCCGCAAACGACGGACAGUCUGGCACGAAGCCAAGGCUACUUCGACUGGAGCCAACACCGCCGCACGGCCCUUCCUUAGGCCCACGCCUGAUAUAGCCAGAUUUGUCGCAUGCAAUAUCUGGACCAGCCGCACCGCUACCUACUCGAUCAUUCAGGAUUGUCACCGCUCAAAGCAAGAGGUAUGUUGGGUGCAAUCCCGCCCUUUUUCCCCCUUCUACUUUCUUUUCUUUCCAUUCCUUUUGAUGGGGCAGGCUGGAAGGGAGGCUGCAUGCGUAUGUAUGUGUGUGUGUGUGUGUGGGUGGGUGUGUGGGUGUGUUGUUGUAUGCGUGUCUUGUCUGUUGGCUUGGUUGAAAGAUGGUGGGAUGGAAGUGGAAAAGCAUUGGAAUGCCCAUCCUUCCACCUCUUCUGUGCUCAUGUGCCUGGGGUCAUAAUCCAGGCCAGCAGAACAAAGGGUACUCCCGCCCAUUGCACCAGAGAGUUUUAAAAAAAAGGCAGAGGGUACAAAAAAAAAAGGGAAAAGGCUCGCUGCCCGUCCCGGCUUGCAGCUACAUCAUUAUCCCGCCUUUCCAU